Triplophysa dalaica is the source of this 1532-nucleotide messenger RNA. RefSeq names its product retinal degeneration 3, GUCY2D regulator (gene rd3). Lineage: Eukaryota; Metazoa; Chordata; Actinopteri; Cypriniformes; Nemacheilidae. The transcript is spliced from 3 exons. The coding region runs from base 143 to 793 and encodes 216 amino acids. The record is from RefSeq and is a predicted model, not a curated record.
AACCGCAAACAGAGGGGCACUUCAGAGCAAAGCUCCGGGAGAAAUGUGACCUGGACCAGUACCUGCAAGCUCUACAAGACAGGAUCACAUCUUCUGCUAAGGUAAAAGUGAGCAGCUGAAGGAGACAGGCCCAUCAUCGAGCAUGUCUUGGUUCAGCUGGAGCGAGCCGUACUAUCGGAGCCCGCGGCGCGAGCCGUCUGAAGUGAUAACGGACACCCUGAUGCUGGAGCUGAGCUGGCAGAUGAAAGAGGCCGAACAACUGCAGCGGGAGCGCGACAAUGAUUAUCGGAGGCUGAAAAGUGGCGUGGACUACAGCUGGCUCAUCAGCGUCCCCCCCAGUUCAUUCGACAUCAGCCAAGGAGAGAGACUGGGCCUUGAAGAGCUGUGUGGUAAAGUGCCGCCAUCAUACUGUGGAUCUGUAAUUCAAAGGUUUCGACAGGUGCUGAUGGAGAAUGAGCCUGAGGUGCAGGAGGUCUCCGGAUUCUUCCGCACCGUGCUGGUGGAAACCCUCGAGCGUGUUCAGGAGGAGCAGGAGGCUCAACGUCUAUCCCAACAGUGGAACAACAGACGCUCCAUCAGUCUGUCUCUUCUCAGUUUCAGGUCACGUGUGCGGAUCAACCCGUUCAGCAGCACCCUGGGACUGAAGAACAGUAACAGCUCAGAGGAGGAAGGUGCUGAUGUUAAGACUGUGUGUGGUGAUGUUGAGAAGGGCGUGGCUCAGACAACAGAGAAGGCCCAGCGGGUGUGGAGCAUGCCAGAGUUAAGACACAAGGGCAUCAACGGUAAAGCUUGAGUGACCUGUGAGGGAGUCUGGUCAAAAGCUGCCUGGCAUUAACUGUGACGUAUAUUUAUUUAAGUGCAAAAAAGGUGUUGCUCUCAUAGGUCUUACAAACCAAGUGAAAAACAUCUAAAGGGCAUACAAAUGUUGUAGUCACACCCUUAAGUAUAGCGCAGGCCAUUAUAUGGAUUAGACAUAGGUUUUUCUGAACACUACAACUACAUAUACAAAUGUAGCAAAAAACAGGAAUGAUUUGAGAAAAUAAAGCACUCAAACCCUACAUACAAAAUCUUUCAUAAAAAUUUUAUGAGGUCCAGGAAAAAAUUAUAAAGUGACAACUAGCAGUGUAAAGACAGUUGUUAUCCCCCGACCAUGCAAGAAGUAUCGUAACUUGACUUUCGUGAGUAAAACUGAUUUAAUCAAUCUGUUGCUCUUGCAAUUUUUUCCUAAUGUUUCUAUUGACAUCUGCAGUAUAAAGGUUUUUAAAAAUACAGAAUAUUUUAAAAUUGUUGUUGAUUAAAAAAAACUUUUGUAACAUUUUUCUUUGUUGGCAUUAAAAUGUUUUUUUUUCUCUGAGUCUUGCUUGUGUACAUGUGUUUUGUGGACUUGAAUUGUUGGGGAUGCGAGAGAUAACUAUUUAUAUGAUUUUGAUUAUAUUUUGUGUCAUAUGAAAUACAGUCAAUAUCUGUAACAGAUGCAUUUCAUGCUAAACACUGUUUAAUUUCUUCUCUCGUACAAUAAAGAUAUGUCGAUA